AUGAUGGGCUUAUCCUCAACGCUCCGUCGCUCCUGCCACGCUCUGGUUUUCGAGCGCAGCGGCAGAGACCUGCCGGAGCAGCUUGCCGUGUCGGUUGUCAAAGGCCUCUACCUGGGGAACAUCCGCGCCAUCUUUGUAUUGCAGGACAUGACCUAUCUCUGUAUCUCGGCCUCGGAUUCAUCCAGUCAAAACCUGCUGCAGCAUUUUAAGGAGUGCAUCAAGUUCAUCCACGAAUGCCGGCUCGGUGGGGGAGGCUGCCUCGUCCAUUGCCUGGCUGGGGUCUCCCGCAGCACCACCAUCCUGGUGGCUUACCUCAUGACGGUGACCGAGCUCGGCUGGGAGGGCUGCCUGGCCGCCACCAAGGCCGUGCGGUCCUACGUCAGCCCCAACUUUGGCUUCCAGCAGCAGCUGCAGGAGUACGAGGUGACCUUGCUGCAGGAGUACCGUGCCUGGAUCCUCCGUGACUAUGGCAGGAACCCCUUCAAGGACCAGGAGGAGCUGCAGUGCUUGCUGGCCCAGCAGGAGCAGAGGCAGAAGGAGCAGCAGCUGGGGAGCAGGGAUCGCUCCUGGCUCCACUCUCCAGCUCCCACCUACCCGCUCCCCUACCACGCAGGUGGCACCAGCAGAAGCAGAUGGAUGAACAGAUAAGCAGCUGGCUGCUCGCAGGCGGACGUUGGCCCUGGGCCUUGGAAAACUCAAGUCUUCCCUUUGCCAAGUGCCCACGGGGGUUCAUGUCUGGGGCAGCGAGCAGCCAGCGCUGGCCUUGGCUGUGGGCUGAGGGUUGGAGCAGGGGGGUCAGGACUUGCAGACCUUCCCCUUGGCUGCCAGCUCUGUGUAUACCUCCGGGCAAGCCAGUGAACUGGUGACAGUGUCAUGCUCUUUCCCAUUCCUCCAUUUCUCAGUGGAUUGCAGCUACUUUUCCACCGCUCAGCGCAGCAGCAAGCCCCAUCCCUCUCCCCAGCGGCGCGGUACCCAGGUGCUCCUCUGGCAGGGCACAGGGACGCCGACGCAGAGCUUGGAAAGCCGGAGCAGGAUGAGAUGGGGAGACACCACCUUGUCUUCUGCUUUGCAAUGAAGCUGGGGGAUGAUACAGUCUGUGAGGCUGCCCCGAGGAGGGAGGGAUGGGUCCUGGGACAUGGGUGUGCUGCCGAGCCCAGCUGUCACCCCGUGGGAUGGGGAGAGGGGCUGGAGGCUCUGGGGGCUGCAGCUACCCCUGGCUGUGUUUGGACUUUCCUGGUGAGCAUGUCCUUGGCUGAUGUCUGUCUGGCAUUUUUCUUAACUCCCCCCCCCAAGGAGGGGGAAAUCCAGCAGCGCCGGAGGCUGCCCGUCCCCUCCACCUCCAUCCCCAGAGCUGGAGCGGUUUGGGUUUCCCCUGCUGCCCAACCUGAAUGUCCCCGCUUGCAAAAGAAGCCAAUCGCUUGUUCGACCUGCAGACCAAGUUAACGCUGUCCCUCUCCAACAGCCUUUUUAAUCUUGAAAGACGAUGACCGUGCCCCUUUUUUCAUCCCAGACUCACACAGUGCAUUUCCAAAGCGUGGGCUUCCUUUACCAGGACUCCCCACAUCUGCCCUACAAGGCGGGGGGCCCAACUCAUCGAGGCAGCCCUUCUACAUUUAAACCUUCAACUCUUCCAUGCCAGUUUGGCCUUUUACUAUAAAUACCUUGCUUCUCAAAAAUAUCUGUUCUGAGAAAAAAAAACCCCAAACAAACCAACCAAACAUCCAAAGCUUUUCCAAUAUUUCUAGGAAUUCCCUUAAUGAAAAUUUCUGGGUACUUGGAGUGUGUCAGCACCGGGGGGUGACUUGCCCAAUUCCUAAUAA
Athene cunicularia (burrowing owl) is the source of this 1820-nucleotide messenger RNA. Its product is annotated as dual specificity protein phosphatase 22-A-like. The record is from RefSeq and is a predicted model, not a curated record. Gene Ontology annotation, biological process: protein dephosphorylation; regulation of cell population proliferation; positive regulation of JNK cascade. Bases 1 to 648 code for a protein of 215 amino acids. Gene Ontology annotation, molecular function: protein tyrosine/serine/threonine phosphatase activity. Lineage: Eukaryota; Metazoa; Chordata; Aves; Strigiformes; Strigidae. The transcript is spliced from 7 exons. Gene Ontology annotation, cellular component: cytosol.